Molecule: messenger RNA, 2360 nt
Organism: Corticium candelabrum
Lineage: Eukaryota; Metazoa; Porifera; Homoscleromorpha; Homosclerophorida; Plakinidae
Product: serine/threonine-protein phosphatase 6 regulatory ankyrin repeat subunit B-like
Exons: 6
Coding region: 144-2360 (738 amino acids)
Molecular function (GO): protein binding
Source: RefSeq, a predicted model, not a curated record
AGACUAGUCGUAAUCUAGAUGGCAAACUUCAGGACACAAAGAAGUUGAACAAGUCAAUAACAUUUGAUGAACUUAUGAAAAGCAACAUUGAGGCUGCACUGAUGAAUUGAGAUGGUUCUUCAGUCACUGCUUGCUGUGCAAGAAUGGAAAUGAGAAAGUUGACUGUUGCAAAGGGUGUAUAUGACUUGCUUGAUGUACGUGAACAGUUUCAAGAGACUAUACAAUUGCAUUUGCCACUAAUACUACAAGUUGUCAAGUUAACUCUAAACAGUCAAAUAUUCAUAGGAGGACUGCAAACUAGGAUAGCUAAUCUCAAGUCUUUGAAUAAAAUAGGUCUAAACAACGAGAUAGAACGGAAUGUCACUAGAGCUGCUAGCAAGAAAGACUGGGAUGAGGUUCAACGACUGGUUGAACAAGGAGAGAAUGUGAAUGAUGUGGAUGAAGAGUGGAAAAGUACAGCUUUACACUUUGCUUCUGAGUAUGGAAAUGCAGAUAUUUGUUUGCUGUUGUUGUCACGAGGCGCGAACGUCAGUCAGACAGACAAGGAUGGAAAUACACCGCUUCAUCUCGCUGCUGCUUGUUAUCAUGUCGAUAUCUGUCAACUGUUAGUUGAUCACAAAGCCGAUGUUACUUCUGUCAACAAUAAAGGUCAAACUCCUCUACAUACAGCUGUUCUUGAGUGGCAUAAGUCUCCCACUCUGUGUUGUCCACUGAUAACAAAUGAGAGUGUGAAUGUAGCAGAUCAUCAUGGUAACUGCGCUUUACACAUAGCAGCUAGAAAUGGUGACAUUCAGACUGUCCAGCUGUUAGUGGAUUGCAGAGCAGAUGUAAAUGCAUUGAAUGAAGAUGGACAAACACCACUACAUACAGCAGCUGGUGGAGACAAAGACUGUCCUGAAUUGUGUUCUAUUUUACUAAAACAUAAUGCCAAGAUUGAUGCAGUGGAUAAAGAUGGAAACCAACCACUGCACUUGGCAUGUGAGGCUGCUUUAACAUCAACAGUUCGACAUCUGUUGGAUUGCAAUGCUGAUGUGUUUGCUACAAAUAAUUCUCAUCAAACUGCUCUUCAUAAGGCAGCUUGUAGCAAGAGAGAUUGCCCUGAAGUUUGUGUGAUGCUCAUAGCAAAGGGAGCUCAAGUGAAUGCUACAGUUGGCAAUGAAGACACAUCUCUACAGGUUGCAUUUCAGAAAGGAAAUAUGCACACAGUUGAUGUGUUAGUUGAAAAUGAUGCUGAUUGCAAUGUAGUGAAUGUGUGUGGUGAGACAUUACUGCACUUGGCUUGUAAGAGUCGUGUUGAAUGUGUUGAGUUGUGUGAUAAGUUGAUAUCACAUGGAGUGAACCCUCAUAUAGCUGACAGAGAAGGAAACUUACCUUUACAUGUUGCUUUGAAGAACAGACUUGCUAAGACAUUUGGCUGUUUGCUUCAAAAGUCAGGUAUAAAAGCCAUAUUAGAUGACUUACAGAAGGUGACUAUUGAUAAAGAAGAUCUUGUGGCCAUUUUCAGUAGUGCUCAUGAAGCUAACGACAUUAAUACUUGUGAUGUACCUCACAGCUAUCAAGAUCAUACUUCUAAGGACCCUCCUUUACAUCUAGCAGUAAAGCUGGGAGAUACAGAUUUAUGUCGUUUGCUGAUAGAACACGGUGCUACUAUUGACCCCGAGAUGAGAGGCAGCAUAGGACCAUUGCAUUUAGCUGUUGUUAAUGAGCAGACAGAUGUAGCAAGACUUCUUCUGUCUCAUGGCGCUGAGUUGAGUAAAGUUGAAAUUAGUGGAGAAUCUGCUUUGAAGAGAUCAGAAAAACGAGGAAAUCUCGAAAUGGCAUCAAUCAUUCAGGCUAUCGAAACAUUUCCAGAAGAGAUUGUGUCUCAAGGAGAGACAGCAUUGCGUGUCUAUCUGUCAAGUUGUGAUGAGGGAUCAGCAGUGGAUGUGUUUUUACGUGUUGAUGUUGUUGGUCGUGAUGGUGCUGGUAAGACGAGCUUAACGAAAUCUCUCACUCUGCAGAAGUUCGAUCGUGAUGAGCCGAGCACAAGAGGAGUGGUGUUUGAUCCAAAGUGUCAGAUUAUUGUGAAGGAAGCAUGUGACUGGACCAACCCUCUCACAAAUGCUGACUACACAGAAAUAUAUGAGAAGAAUGUUGUGAUCAAUAUGGCAGAUACACUCGACACACCACAAGUGAAAGAUCAAUAUUUCAAGUCAAAAGAAAGUGAACAGCCAAUCAAGAAAAUCAAGCCAAGAAAAUCAUCAAAGCAGGAGUUACAUGAGCAAGCUGCUCCUGUUGGCAUGCAGCUUUCACUGCCUCGUGUACCACUUAAUGGUUUUCUCAGGAGUUGCCCAUUACUUCUCAAAAACCAACAACUUUAG